GGCAUCAUAUAAUGAUCACGUGACAUAGCAACAGCUUCAGUAGCAACGAGCUGCAACAAUUGUGAAAGCGCACAUUUAACGUCUGUUAAGAUUUAUCGAAAAUAAUGGGUUACGGACAAGUGUUCAGUGACGGAAAUGUGUCCAAAGCUUCUUACCUGUACAGGCCAAGCCAGCCUGUCAGGAGACCGGUCUCGAACUGGACUGCUCCCUUUACCUACAGACCAAACCCCUAUAAGUGGGUCAACCCGAGCCUAAGGUCAUGCUCUGACGAGUACAAGGCUGAUCUUCAGCCUGUCAGGUCUGAGCCAAGACCAGGGCCUGGUUAUUCCACCACUUACAGUGGUAGGCCUGCAGAUAGAGCCAGUCAAAAAGAGAGAUACAGGUCAGCAGACCCGGCACCCCUUCAGCUGGCAGACAGAUCUGAGAGGUCUAGUGAGUCUCGUAGAUACAGAGAGAGAUCCCAAGCCUCAAGGUCCAAGGAACGAUCUUCUCCUCCCAAGAGAUUCAGGGAAGAUUUCAUUGUGCUGGAUGAGUACAGCAGUGAAAGUGAUACCUCCUUGGUAACCACCUCUGGCAGUGGAUCAUCAAUAGCAAGCAGCUGUGGCACUGGGAGUAACACAUCACUGAGUGAGAUAUCCUCUAGCAGUAGCACUGUCCUGUACAGCACUGGAAGUGAAUUAUCACUAGAUGAUGAAAGUGACUGCAGUCUGGCUAAACCAGCUGUGGAGGCAGGGGGUCAUGAGCCCAAAGAGACACCAGAGCUGUGGGGAACUCAGUCUUGGACAGGUCACACUGAGCCUCAUCAAGAAGCCCCAGCCUGUUUCCAUGGUUACAGCUGACAAACUGUCCAGUCCAUUGGCCAAUCCCAAACCAAGUUUCUGUGGUCAAGUGAAACCUUCACAGUUUGAGAACCAUGUCCCAGCUGAACUGCCAGAGCUUUGGGGGUGCUAUGUGAGUGCUGCAAUGCAGAGGCAGAUGGAUCAGUGGGAGAGGGAGGCUAGUAGCCUGAACAUCAAGGCUCCAUCCAGCACUG
Molecule: messenger RNA, 1033 nt
Organism: Dreissena polymorpha
Lineage: Eukaryota; Metazoa; Mollusca; Bivalvia; Myida; Dreissenidae
Exons: 4
Coding region: 105-839 (244 amino acids)
Source: RefSeq, a predicted model, not a curated record